Messenger RNA from Rhincodon typus (whale shark), 1074 nucleotides. RefSeq lists its product as uncharacterized. The record is from RefSeq and is a predicted model, not a curated record. Bases 1 to 1074 code for a protein of 357 amino acids. The transcript is spliced from 5 exons. Lineage: Eukaryota; Metazoa; Chordata; Chondrichthyes; Orectolobiformes; Rhincodontidae.
AUGUCACAGAAACCAACCAGUGUUGUUGUCUCAGGUUUUAUAGGUGGAUCGAGAGAUGCUGAGAAAGUCUCUCCUUUGCUGCUAUCUUGGUUUCCAGAAAAUGGGUUUCAGAGUGAAGAUGUGAUGUGGGAUUACAUCACCGCGGGGAAUGAAACCCCAAUUUUGCAACGUGACGGACGGACAUCUGAACCUAAAAUGAAGAAUGGGUCUGUCCUGUUGCAGGAAUUGGAUCUGUUGGAAGAAAGUCAUAUCUAUCAGGGGUCUGUAAGGCGACAGGAAAUGACUGAAAAACUGCGAACACCACAAAUCGUUCAGGAACCUGACCAUAUAAUCAAUCACGUUUGGUUGAGGUGCAUUGUGAGGCAAGCAAAAGCAAGUAGCAUCAGUUGGCGGAAAGAUAACAAAGAAUGGAACAGAUGGAAUAGCAGUGUAUCCUUUGGAAACCACACGCUGUUCAUUCAGGACAUGGAAGUCACAGAUUGCGGUGUGUAUACCUGCAUUGUGAAAAACGAGGUCAGCACUAGCAGCAACUCACACGUGCUAGCAGCAGACGAGACUCUCUUCAUUCUAGUUGCUGUUUUAUUCAUCUCUGUUGUGGCUCUGGCUAGCAGUUUGACCUCCUUCGUUGGAGAAGCUAUCAUAAUCAUUGCCAUGAAGAAACUCUCAGGUCCAAACCAGCAGAGGGAACUUACAGCCAUUUUUGUGGCAUUUCAACUUGUGUCCAUCACCUGCCUGUUGAUUGCAAGUGUUCUGGCUGUAUUUGAGUCAGAACAGCUGGAAAGGCUGUCAGAAAUCACAGGUUCUCCCCCUCCCUCUAACGUUGACGAAGCAUCAGAGUUCGAGAUGGAUGCAGCCGAUAUUAUAUCUCGAUACCAGUACCACCAGAAGAAGAGAACAAAUUCCUUCCGAGACACACCAGGGCAAGAGACUGGUUACGGUCUGGUACAUGUACACAUCUCAGAGUCAGAGGAACGGGAUCUAAUGCGAAAACACCCCAGGAGAAGCUCCAAGAAAAAGAACAGGCCUAUGUCUCCAGACUUGGGGGUGAGUGGGAAUGUACUGAUUGGAAAUUGA